UUUCUUUUUGCAACAUGUUAUUAAUGUUCUCUCUCCAAAACUGCAUACAUGUUUUUCUCUAAAAUUUGAUGUCAAAGACACUUUAAUGUUUGAUUUAAUCUGAUGAAACAAAGUUCUUCUGUUUUGACCUGAAAGAUGAAUUUUUCUGAAAAACAAACAAAAAAAAACCCACAGAAUGAUUAAUAGAUGGUGUAGUUUCAGUCCUUAUGUCCACUUUGUAAACAGUUUGUUUCUGGCGCCACCUUCAGGACAAUUAGAAAAURAUUAAUGAAUCAGCAGGUGGGUUUUACUGAGCUGAAGGACUUYUGGAGUCAGCCUGAUCCAAGAUGGCCGCUCAGCUGCUGAGUUAAGGUUUGGUGUGGUGGUCGCUGAGAGUCAUCCCAACAUGAGCUCCGAGUGCUGACGGGUCCAGAACCUCUUCCAGCUCUUCUAGGAGGACCUGAGUCCAACUGGUCCAGACCAGGUGCUCGCUGACAAGCCCCUCCCCCAGGCUGCGUUUGUUUAAAUUCCUCCUGAUGGGGGCGCUGCUGCUCCUCAUCCUCACCACAGCUCUGAUGAAGAUGAUCUGAGGCCGCCGCCCUUUAAACUCGUUAACUCCCAGAUUACUGACUGAUCRGGAUCAGCUCUCACCUCGACAUCAGGGGGCGUGGCUUGAUGUGUCUGACCACACCCCCUGACCUCAGCCACUGUGUCCUGUGAGGAUUAAUGUCCGUCUGUGGAGACAGUAAUUAGAAGUGUGUGUGUGUGUGUGUGUGUGUGUGUGUGUGUGUGAUUAGUCCAGAUUAGGCUUCAGAGCAGCAGACACUCCGUCACUCUGAGAUAUGAUGUCAGACGGCGAGCUGGAGACUGCCAUCGUCUGAAGGUGACGCCCUCAUGGUGCCCUGCUGCCUCGGGGCUCACCAUGGGAGACGGGUCGGACCCAGAAGGCCGAGCUCAGGAGCUGUUUGAUGCGUUUGUGUCAGCGUGUACCUGCAGGGCGGCGCUGCGCUGCUUCAGCCAGCUGUGUGAACACCUGCAUCUGGACUGCGGCGCCGCAGAGAGGCCGCUGUACCAACCCAUCMAACGCCGCCUCAACUACUGGAAGGCCAAUGCCUUGUGGGCCAAACUGGACCGCAGAGCAGCRCAACCCGAGUACCAGAGGGCCCGGGUCUGCAGGAACCUGACUUGUGUGAUCAUCGGGGCGGGGCCAUGUGGACUCAGGACAGCGGUGGAGCUGAGCUUCAUGGGGGCUCGGGUGGUGGUUCUGGAGAAGAGGGACUCGUUUUCCAGGAACAACGUCCUCCACCUGUGGCCCUUCACCAUCCACGACCUGCGGGGCCUCGGGGCCAAAAAGUUCUAYGGGAAGUUCUGCGCCGGCUCCAUCGACCACAUCAGUAUCCGCCAGCUGCAGCUGGUCCUGCUGAAGGUGGCCCUCCUGCUGGGGGCCGAGGUUCAUGUGAACGUGGAGUUCAAACAGCUGAUGGAGCCACCUGAGGACCAGAACAGAAAGAAGGUGGGCUGGAGGAUGGAGGUGAGUCCAAAGUCCCACCCCCUCAGCCAGCUGGAGUUUGAUGUCRUCGUUGGAGCAGAUGGACGCAGGAAUACGUUAGCAGGACUUUGCUGACACGGAGCUGCUCCUCUCUCGGGGUAACGUGGACCAUAAUGCUUUGCAGUUGUACGCCCGUGAGGCGGCCGACUUUUCGACCAAUCACCAGCUUCCAUUUCUGGACUUCGCCAUGAACCACUACGGCCAGCCAGACGUCGCCAUGUUUGACUUCACCUGUAUGUACGCGUCAGAGAACGCCGCCAUGGUUGUCCAACGCCGCGAUCACCAGCUGCUGGUCACACUGGUUGGAGACAGCCUGCUGGAGCCCUUUUGGCCAAUGGGAACAGGUGUAGCUCGUGGGUUCCUAGCUGCUCUGGACUCAGCCUGGAUGAUAAGAAGUUGGGCUCAGGGUAGAGCACCUCUGGACAUCCUGGCUGAGAGGGAGAGUUUGUACCGUCUCCUCCCUCAGACAACUCCAGAGAACAUGCAGAAGAACAUCACUCUGUUCACAGUAGAUCCAGCAACAAGAUACCUGAACAUCAGUCCUUUGACUGUCACUCCUGCCCAGGUGAGACACCUGGUGGACACAGGAGAGAAGGCGGGGCUAAACACUGGUGAAAGUGACAUCAUCCGAAUCCCCUCCCCCAGAAUUCUAAGACAAGAGUCCUUCUCUCAGACCAAUCAGCUGCUGUCUUGGUGUCAGGAACAGACUCGUGGCUAUAAAGGCGUGGCCGUUAUGGACCUGACUACUUCCUGGAAGAGUGGCCUUGCCCUGUGUGCUCUUCUUCACCGUUUUCGACCUGACCUGAUAAACUAUGACUUCCUGGACGAGUCGUUGGUGGAGGAAAACACUCAACUCGCCUUCGACGUGGCUGAACGAGAGUUUGGGAUUUCUCCUUUGAUGACAGCAGAAGAGCUGUCGUCUGUGGGAGAACCGGACUCUCUGUCCAUGGUGAUGUACCUGAGUCAGUUCUACCAGCUGCUCAAAGAGUCGGCGCCCCCUGCUGGCUGCCUGAGUCAGAGUUCGGACCUGAGAGCAGCUCUCAUCGGCCCCGCCUCCCUCCUCAGCAGACUGGGAAGCAGUCCAUCCAGGAAGAGAAUCCCAAAGGAGCUGAGCGACGCCCUGAACAAACGGAGGAGGACCAGCGACCUGAGGGAGGAGCCUCAGGAGGAGYSUCAGGAGGUCAGACUCCCAUCGCUCUCAGACAUUCAGACAAUAAAUAAAGUUUCAGUCAAAGAAAACAGGUUUUACCUUCCAGUCAUGUGA
This is a messenger RNA of Austrofundulus limnaeus, 2792 nucleotides long. RefSeq names its product microtubule associated monooxygenase, calponin and LIM domain containing 3b (gene mical3b). The record is from RefSeq and is a predicted model, not a curated record. Gene Ontology annotation, molecular function: protein binding; FAD binding. Lineage: Eukaryota; Metazoa; Chordata; Actinopteri; Cyprinodontiformes; Rivulidae.